Molecule: messenger RNA, 858 nt
Organism: Neospora caninum
Lineage: Eukaryota; Apicomplexa; Conoidasida; Eucoccidiorida; Sarcocystidae
Exons: 5
Coding region: 1-858 (285 amino acids)
Source: RefSeq, a predicted model, not a curated record
AUGUCUUCCUCCAGAGGUGGCGAGACUUCCACAUCUUCUGCGGCAUCUUCCUCCGCAGGAUCCACUCGCCUCGUCGAUGUCGGGUGUUUCAUUCUCCGAGGAGAUGGCCUUCUGAUCGCAGACCCUCUUUCCGUUGGGGGCACUCUGGACACUGCGAUGACCGCCGGAGGGGGGCUGGGCGCGGCUGUUCGUUCAGCCGGAGGUCGGACCUUCUCAGAGAAGAAGUCUGGAUUUGCAGAAAACGGCGCGCAGCAGCGACCUGAGCUGUCUCUUCCUCAGGGCAGUCUCGCCCUCGACUACGUGGCCCCAGGAUUGUGGGGAGUUCUGGCCGACGUUGAGCGCAUGCAGCCGAUCGGAGGCGGGUGCAGUGCCGCACCAGGCGCGGGAGGAGCCCUGUCGGACUCUUCAGGCGACGACUUUUCGUUGUUGAUGGACGCGGGGAGCUCAGUGAACGUCCUCUUUCUCCUCAACAGCGCACACAUGCAAAUGCAGCAGGCGGAACUCAGUGUGUUGCAAGGCCUUCCCUGGGAACCUUUCGAAAGCCCGCGGGGCAACCGAGUCUACGUGAGUAGUGGCCAAGUCGGCGUUUUCACGACGCACAGCAUGACAGAUGCCCAGGAGGCGGUGUCGAGGGCCUCGCCGCAAGCUGCGCAAGCUCAAACCGCGUUGUGGUACAAUCGCGCGUGCGAACUGACCUGCAGUGAACACCAAGUGGGCAUUUUGGACGUCGCGGGAGGACCCGUCGGCUGUGUCUCCGCAACGGGAAUCUCCGAAGAAGGGCGCUACCCGAUUUACGUGGCGCGCAGUCCUGAAAGCGAGGAGAUUUGGGCUGUGAAAGUCGCGUUCUUGUCCUCUUAA